UAGGAUUGACAGAAGGGUAAAGAGUUGGAAAGAACUACGUUGGGCAGUGAGUAGAUUAAAAGGGAAAAUACUGAUCUCAAUCAUAUUGAGAUUGGCUUGGAAUGUAUGCAUUUCCUAAUUUUGGAAGGAAAGGAAUAAGAGUAUAUUCAAACAAAUGAAGAAAUCAAUAAUGCAAUUGGUUAAAAGAAUACAAGACACAAUGCGACUACAGAAGAUAAAUAAGAUGUUAGGCUAAGAUUUUGUAAAGUUUUUUAAAAACUAAUUUCGAGUGAAGAAUUUUUGUGUUGUACGAUAUUUUAUAGUACUUUAAAGCUAAAGUUUUAGAAAAAAAAAAAAAGAUAAAUUUUUUUUCUUAGCAAUAUUUCCAUCCAAUUUUAUCUAUCUGCAGAUUUUAUUUUAUUUUAUUUUUUGGCCAAUCGUAUGCAGAUUUUUUGGAAAGCAAUUAAAACGGAAAAAUAUGUUUUCCCCGAAACCAAAACCAAACGACCUUUAAUAUUUUCAAAUAAUUCUUGUUUAAUGCAAAAAAACUUUGCACGACCAAAUCUCGGUUUUAUUGUCAAAGACAUAAUGAUAUAACACUUUUGGUAAUAGCUAUCCAUUUCUAUCACCUGCCCCACCUUCUCAGGCUAGGCUCUCUUUCCCCUCGCCCACCCCCCCUUUCUUUUUUCUCGACGUUUCUUCCUUUUCUUGUUUUUAUUUCUCACCCACUUGAGAUUGAUUCGAUGCUGCGAUAAAAAGGAAAAAAAAAAAAAAGAGAUUCCCAGUAAAAUUGUAGUCAGAGGCCUUUCAAGUCUGUCCUUUUUCCCAUCUUCAUCCAUUUUUUUUCUCGUCAGGUACUGUUGUUAUGAAAUCAUUUAGUCAAAGGUUUCCAUUGUCUCCAUUGGGGGUUAUCUUUACAAUGUUUUAUGGUAAACCUAGUUUGAGCAGAUACUAGAGUUAAGUGCAUAUUGUAUGCAGAGUGGAACGGAAUAUUUCCCUUAAGAUAAUGGAAUCUACCAUCAGCAGCAGUGACUCAAUUUUAGAGCUACAACCAGGUUUGGAGUUUGAAUCACAUGAAGCUGCUUAUUCAUAUUACAAAGAAUAUGCCAAGUCUGUUGGCUUUGGCACUGCUAAAUUGAGCAGUCGUCGUUCCAGGGUGUCCAAGGAAUUUAUUGAUGCUAAAUUUACAUGCAUAAGAUAUGGAAAUAAGCAACAGUCUGAUGAUGCUAUUAAUCCUCGGCCUUCUCCAAAAAUUGGUUGUAAAGCAAGUAUGCAUGUGAAGAGAAGGCAGGAUGGAAAGUGGUAUGUUUAUAGUUUCAUAAAGGACCAUAAUCAUGAACUUUUACCAGCCCAAGCACAUUUUUUUCGAAGCCACAGAAAUGUUGAUCCACUUAAGAACGAUGUUGGAAGGAGGCGGAAGAAUGUUGCUGCAGUUUCUAAACCAUUUAGUGUCUACCUAAAUUUUGACUUUUUGGAAGGUUAUAUGAGAAAUCAGCAUGAUAAGGGGCGGUGUUUGGUUUUAGAAGAGGGAGAUGCUCAAGUACUUCUUGAACUUUUUAUGCACAUGCAGGAAGAAAACCCAAAAUUUUUCUAUGCAGUUGAUUUGAAUGAAGAGCAUCGAUUGAGAAAUGUAUUUUGGGUUGAUGCCAAAGGCAUGGAAGAUUUCAGUAAGUUUGGUGAUGUUGUGUCUUUUGACACUACAUAUUUCACGAACAAGUAUAAAAUACCUUUGGUACUCUUUAUUGGAGUCAAUCAUCAUAUUCAACCCACAUUACUUGGUUGUGCAUUAAUUGCAGAUGAAACAGUUUAUACUUUUCUUUGGCUGAUGCAAACAUGGUUUGUAGCAAUGGGGGAAUGUGCCCCACGAGUGAUGCUCACUGAUCAAAAUAAUGCCAUAAAAGCAGCUGUGGCAGCUGUCUUUCCUAACACACGUCAUUGUUUCUGUUUAUGGCAUGUCUUGGAAAAACUUCCCAGGCAUCUUGAAUAUCUGAGCCUGUGGCAUGAUAGUGUAAUGCAAAAUUUUAAUAAAUGUAUUUAUCAGUCUUGGACUGAGGAGCAAUUUGAAAAAAGGUGGUGGAAGAUGGUUGACAAAUUUCAUCUUAGAGAGAUGCAGUGGAUUCAGUCUUUGUAUGAAGAUCGUAAACAGUGGGUACCUGCCUUUAUGAGAGAUAUAUCUUUUGCUGGAUUAUCUACAGCUUUACGCUCAGACUGUUUGAAUUCUUCAUUUGACAAAUAUGUGCAUGGGGAAACAUCAUUGAGGGACUUUAUAGAACAGUAUAGAAUAAUUCUUGAGGACAGGUAUGAAGAGGAAGCCAAAGCUGAUUUUAAUGCAUGGCAUGAGACUCCUGAACUGAAGUCUCCAUCACCUUUUGAAAAACAAAUAUCACUUGUAUAUACACAUGAAAUUUUCAAGAAAUUCCAAGUUGAGGUUUUGGGAGCUGCUGCUUGUCAUCUUAAAAAGGAAAAUGAAGAUCAGUCAUCCGCAACAUAUAGUGUUAAGGACUUUGAAGAUAAUCUAAAUUAUAUGGUGGAAUGGAAUCAAUCUAAAUCAGAUAUAUAUUGCUCAUGCCACUCUUUCGAAUACAAGGGUUACCUUUGUAGACAUGCUAUUGUUGUGCUCCAGAUGUCUGGUGUGUUCAGCAUCCCAUCAAAGUAUAUUUUGCAACGGUGGACUAAUGCUGCCUUGAGCAGGCAUCCAAUCAGUCAGAAAUUGGAUGAGGUUCAAUCUAAGGUCCGUCGGUACAGUGAUUUGUGUAGACGUGCCAUAAUAUUAAGUGAAGAAGGUUCGCUUUCUCAAGAGAGCUAUAAUCUUGCAGUAUCUGCCAUAAAAGAAGCUCUGAAGCAAUGUGUUAGUGUCAAUAAUUCGGUUGAGAAUGAUGUCAUACCUAAUACCUCAAUGGUUCAUGCUGUUUCUGGUGUUGAAGGACACAAUCAAUGUGUUAAUGCUCCUGAAGAAAAACCUCCAGACCCAAGAAUGGCAAAUACAAUCAAGACUUCACAAAGUGUUGAGGCUGCAUUUGAGAGGCAAAUUAAUGAGAAUAAUGCAACUAGAAAAGGAAAGGAGGUAUCUCUUGCGGGAGCUGCCAACGUUGGGUCACAAGAUGGCUUUCACCAAAUGGAGCUGUCGGACAUCAGGCCUACACCAUUGCAUAACGUAAUGCCUGCACAAUUACAUAAUAUGGUGCCAACUAUGUUUACAAAUGUUGCAUCAACACAUUUUCAAAACGUGGCUGCUACACAUUUGCAUGAUAACCGACUCCACCGGUAACUUAUAUUUUACCUUCAUUUUGUAAAAUAUCACCUAAAGAUAAGCUACUUUAGGGUUGCAGGAAGAGCACUUAAUCAUUUUGAAAUAGCCUUGACUUCACCACAAGGUGUAAUACGACUGAAAAUUCUCAUGUUUGUGCAUCUGACGAGUCUUUUACACAUAUUUGAUAGCUUGCUAAUUUCAUGAUUCCUACCUCGUUCGUCUAUCAUAUAUUAACAUACGUUGUGGUGGACAAGUGGUGUUUUGUCAAUUUGCGUUCAGACUUUUGGCAAGAGAAGCGACAUAUUGUGUUUUGGGGAAUUGCCUGCCAGAGAGCUGCAAUUUUUUUUAUUUUGCAUUUCUGUAGAGCUGUACUUACCGGUUCUUUUUUUUUACACCGAUGACUGACAUUGAUUCACAGUGCGCAAAUGACCCUCAAAAAUACAUUUUUGAAUAAAACAUAGUAAGGUAUUUCUUAUUUGAUUUGGGUAACCCAGUGAGACAAACUAUAUGAAUCGAUAGAAUGAUAUUAGGUGAAGAACCUGGUGGGAAAAUAACCAGAAUUUUGAGUCAGUUCUAAGGUUUGGUCCUAGCAAAUUAGUUAAAAUUGAGUUUUUCCAAACACUCAAGUGUGUACAUUAUUGCAUUGGAAGGCAAUAGUUGCUUUGUGUCGAUAUGUUGAUGCAAAAUCCAGGCUUUUUCAUAUUCUUUAUUUAAGUAUUGAUAAUGAAAAAGAUUAGUCAAACAACUCUAUAUUGUACAUAUUUUCUGAUGUAAAAUUGAAAAUUGCACGGAAUGAGUUUUUUUUUUUUUUGUAACUUGUUUCAUGCUUUUUUUUUCUUUUCCCAUUGACCAUUUCUAGACUUAUCCAUGGGUCGGGUGGCCACUACACCAAUGGGAUUACUAUGAAGUUGGACAAUUACUCCAUGUAUAAGAUGGUAUAAAUUAAUUAGUAAUUAAUAUUAUUUUAAAAAAUAGUAAUUAAUAUCAAUAAGUAAAGAUAGAAUGUUUUGCAUGCAGUGGUAUCUUUCAUUUUCAUGCUU
This is a messenger RNA of Durio zibethinus, 4269 nucleotides long. Its product is annotated as protein FAR1-RELATED SEQUENCE 4. The record is from RefSeq and is a predicted model, not a curated record. Gene Ontology annotation, biological process: regulation of DNA-templated transcription. NCBI's taxonomy places the organism in Eukaryota, Viridiplantae, Streptophyta, Magnoliopsida, Malvales, Malvaceae. Gene Ontology annotation, molecular function: zinc ion binding.